GUGUGUGUGUGUGUGUGUGUGAUAUGAAACAGCCAAUCUGGCCGUGUCGAUCACCUGACCCCCAAUCCGUAACGUCACAGAGCGGAACGCCAUUAGAUUGAUGGCAGAGCUUCAUCAGGAGUGAAUCAGUUUUUAAUAGAGGAAUCAGUGCGGAGACUUCAUGCGAGGCGCGGAUCGGUGGCUCUUUGUGUGCUCUACUUUCAUCUGUGGAUCUCUAUGGCUGCUGUGAUCGGCUAGGGGCUCGAAUCAGGCUUUGUUUUCGUGUCAGGCAGAGAGUUUGGGCAUGGCGGCGGCUGGAGGGAAGACGUACUCGUUCAAGGUGGUGCUGCUGGGGGAGGGCUGCGUCGGCAAAACAUCGCUGGUGUUACGAUACUGCGAGAACAAAUUCAACGACAAACACAUCACCACUCUUCAGGCAUCAUUUCUCACGAAGAAGCUCAACAUCACAGGAAAGAGAGUAAAUCUGGCUAUAUGGGACACUGCUGGACAGGAGCGUUUUCAUGCCCUUGGACCCAUCUACUACAGAGAUUCCAACGGCGCAAUAUUGGUUUACGACGUCACAGAUGAGGACUCAUUUCAGAAGGUGAAGAACUGGGUAAAAGAAUUAAGGAAAAUGUUGGGGAAUGAGAUCUGUUUAUGUAUAGUAGGCAAUAAAAUUGACCUGGAAAAAGAGCGACAUGUUUCAGUGGAGGAAUCAUACAGUUAA
Molecule: messenger RNA, 706 nt
Organism: Cyprinus carpio (common carp)
Lineage: Eukaryota; Metazoa; Chordata; Actinopteri; Cypriniformes; Cyprinidae
Product: ras-related protein Rab-21
Exons: 5
Coding region: 284-706 (140 amino acids)
Biological process (GO): Rab protein signal transduction
Molecular function (GO): GTP binding; GTPase activity
Source: RefSeq, a predicted model, not a curated record